UUUUGCCUUCCUUAUCCAAUAUGAGUGACGAUGAAGAACAGUAUGAUCCAAUUGCACAUAAAAAGCUUCUGCAGGCCGUUAGUAGCCUAGGCAAUGUGCAGCAUAUCGGCAAAUCUACACGCGACGAGCGCCAGCCAGAACAGAAUGAGUUUCAGUUGUUCAAGAGUGCCAAUGCAACAGAACACGCAGCUAAGGCCGUGGGUGUGAAUGAUUUGGUUCAAAUCUUGCGCACUUCCAAGCACAUUGAAACAGGCAAGAAGCUGAAAAAUGUGCACAGCACUAAAAAGGUCCUUCAGAAGCCACUGGAGAAGCCGGUUGCUGAUCGCAUCAAGCGAACAAUUGGCUACGAAGGUGUUAAGAAGAAACUUGCACGCUGGGAUGCUGUCGUGGCUAAACAGCGCUCUGCCGAAACUCAGAUAUUUCCCAUACCAUCGGAAACGAUUUACGUAAAUACAGCGGCCCAUUCAAACGCCAUUAAGACGAGCAUUAAAUCCGAGCUAGGCAAAGAACUUCAAGCGAGCAUUAAGAAGCUGAAUGACUUACGCAAGGCACAGGUUGGGGACAACACUGAUGAGCAGGAAUUGGCACAAGAGGAAGAGAGGUUGUUGGCCCAAAAGCUAACUCGUGAUGAGCUCCACGCACGACGUCGUGAGCUGGCCUAUUUAAGAAUGCGCGAGUCUCAGAAGUCGGCUAAGGCUCGCAUGCAAAAUAAGAUAAAAUCCAAGAAAUAUCAUAAGCUGCUGAAGCGCCAAAAGAUAUUAGAGCAAGUAAAGCAAUUUGAAAUACUGAAGAAGACCAAUCCGGAGGCUGCCCUGGAAAAACUAAAUGCUUUGGAGAAGAAUCGGUUGCUAGAACGCGCAAGUUUGCGGCACAAAAACACGGGCACUUGGGCCAAGAAUCUACAGAUGCGCGCCAAAUACGAUAAAGAGGUGCGCAAAGAUCUUGCCGAACAAUUGGCUGUGAGUCGCCAGUUGACGGAAAAGAAAGUGGAUACGGAUAGCGAGCAUGAAGAGCAGACCACAGCCAAAAUAGAAACAAAUGUCGACGAGUCGAUCGUCGAUCCGUUCAAUCCGUGGAUGACAUUGAAACAAACUGAAAAUGAUGAACCCAAAGCUGAAGAAGGAGAGGUCAGCUGGCGAAAGUAUUGGACAGAGCGUAAUCAAAAUGAAAAACUGCUAACUGAUCAUAAUGCUGAAGUGGAACAGGUCAAACGUGAGAAGCGGCAGCAGACUACGCAACCCAUAAAAGAGUCACCAAAAAAGAAGAAACCCAAGAUUUUUAUGGAAAAUGGUUGGCAAGUUGAGGAAGUUGAGGAAGUUGAGGAAGCUAAUGAAGCUCCAGCUAAAACUAAAACAUUGGAUGAAAUAUUCCAUGCUCAAAAGGAUAAUUUAAACAAUCACUUAAUCCAUAAGUUAAAUAAUCUAAAAAGGCAAGCAGCAUUGCUGAAAAGGCUGUCAAAAAAAUCGAAGAAGCCGAAGAUGAAACAUGAUGCACUGAAAAACUUAAAGGAUUUAACAUUCAAGAAGACUAAGCAACGUGUGGAAAUCGAUGAGCCACUCAAUCAAGAUGAAGUGGAACCUAAACAAGCCGUAAAAGCUAUAGAAGCUGUUAACGAUUURCCAAAAUCGAAAGAAGAAAAGAAUUCAACAGCUGAAGUGGCAGAUAUUGAUCCCGACAAGGUGAUCUCCAUAACAUGGAAACAAAAAAUGCGCCUCACUGAUGUUGUAAACGAUGCUUUGGCUGACGACGAUGCAGCCGAAUUCGAUGAAGCCGAUCCUCUGGCCGAGCGCCAAAUGCUAAUUAGUGAGGCCUUUGAGGAUGAUGAUAUUGUAGCUGAUUUUAACAAGGAUAAGAAAGAGGACUCGGAAGUAAAGAACAAUGAACUUCAGUUGGCAAUGCCAGGCUGGGGCUGUUGGGGAGGCAAUGGCAUAUCCGAAAAGGUAUUGGAAAGACGCAACAAGCGACUGCUUCUCAAGUUGGCAGAGCCCGAGAAGCGUCGCGAUGACAACAAGGACAAUGUCUAUAUAAAUGAGGCGAGCAACAAACAAGCGCGCGCCCAUCGCGUCUCAAGCAUACCAUUUCCAUUCAAAUCUCUGGCCGAUUAUGAAGCCAGCAUUCGUACGCCUAUUGGACGCGAGUUUGUGCCUGAAACAGCUUUCCGUAUGCUCACACGUCCAGCGGUCAUUACGCGCAAGGGUCAAGUUAUUGAGCCCAUGGAUGAGAGCGAGCUGGUCAAGCCCGAUCGUCGUCUGCGUCAUGUGGUGGACAAGAGGAUUAAACGCCAGGAGGAGCAGGCAGAGAAGGCUAAGCGUCUAUUGGUAGACUAAUUAGAUGUAAAACAUAUUAUAAAUCU
Drosophila arizonae is the source of this 2353-nucleotide messenger RNA. Its product is annotated as U3 small nucleolar RNA-associated protein 14 homolog A. NCBI's taxonomy places the organism in Eukaryota, Metazoa, Arthropoda, Insecta, Diptera, Drosophilidae. Gene Ontology annotation, biological process: rRNA processing. The record is from RefSeq and is a predicted model, not a curated record. Gene Ontology annotation, cellular component: small-subunit processome; nucleolus.